Fimicolochytrium jonesii is the source of this 1772-nucleotide messenger RNA. RefSeq lists its product as uncharacterized. Bases 373 to 1686 code for a protein of 437 amino acids. NCBI's taxonomy places the organism in Eukaryota, Fungi, Chytridiomycota, Chytridiomycetes, Spizellomycetales, Powellomycetaceae. The transcript has 5 exons. The record is from RefSeq and is a predicted model, not a curated record.
UCACCUCAUCUCAUCCCAUUCCGCAGGUUCACCGACCGCAACAUGGGCACCCCCUACAUCCAAUCCAUGUAAGCCUCCCUCCUCUCCCUCCCGCUUUCCCCCAUACUCACCGACCCCCCUCGCCACAUUUACCCCCACUCACUCCCAUAGGUUCGUCUACGACUGUAUCUGGGCCUUCGCGCACAUCUGGCGCUCCCUCCUGGACUCCCAAACCCCUCUCUCCUCAAUCGCAGCCGGAAACUACUCCAAGAACCUGACGGCGUUGCUGGGAAGCGUAGAAGGGUUCCUGGGCGCGACGGGGCCGGUGUUUUUUGAUUCGGAGACGCUCUCGAGGGAUGGGUAGGGUUUCCUCGUUUAUCAUUUCACGUUGCGAUGAGUGUGGGAGCUGGACUGAUAUCAUCUUGUUGGGGCAGGACGUAUCAGGUGUCGAACAUGCGAGACGGGACCGCUACCGUGCUCGGCAACGGGACGGUGAGAGAUACGACGUUGGUGCUGCAGACACAGGCUACGUUCCGGGACGGGACGCAUAACGUUCCUGCUGACGCUCCGGGUACGUAUUCAUUCAACAUCUCAACCAUGUCCCCCUUCAUGACGGUCCUGCACUCCCGCGUCGCCUUCCAAGUCUCCCAAUCGGGCGCGAUGUUCACCCUAGUGGCGCUCGGCACGCUGCUGGUAUCGCUGUUAAUUGCGUUCUGGUUUAGUGUGAGGCUGCAGUUUCGGGAUAAGGUUAGGGCAAAAUGGCCGUCGAGGGUGAGGAAGGAGCUUGUUCGCGGGAAUUUGACCAACUACCUCUCCCUCCUGUUCGUCGCCGUGGAAACCGUCCAACUCUGCGAAUUCGCUUUCCACGUCAUCCCGCAAUGGGACACCGUCGCGCGCGGAGCCACCUUCCUCGCGGGCAACUUCAGCGUCGCAUGGACGUUCUGGGUGUUCGGUUCCGCUAUCCUCCUCUGGAACAUCUUCACCCUGCUCAUCCUCUCCAACAUCGCUCAGCGGAUAAACCAGAGUUCCAUCGGUCAUAUUCUGUUGUACCCCGCUGAGGCGUUGUUGCCGUUGUUGGGGACGGUGGGCUAUGUGCCUGCGACGACGACCCUGUUGGCGCCGUUGGGGUGCAGGUAUACGCCUGCGGUGGCAAGGAUGAGCGCGUUGUGCGAGGUGGAGUGUUGGACGAGUGCGAGGCAUUGGUCCAUGAGUAUUAUCGGCGCCGUCUUGAUCGACUUGUUUGUGCCGAUGAAUUUGGUGACGAGGGUGGUGUGGCAGGAUAUUGGCAAGAAUGAGAUCAAAUGGGACGGACUCUUCUUCGCCACCGACCACCUCAUCAAGUUCCUACUCGUUCUCUGGCAAGCCUUCCUCCAAGACUCCAACAAAACACUCUAUCUCGGCGGCAUCUUCGUCGUCAACCUCCUCUUCGCCAUCGGCGUAUUCCUCACUAAGCCCUGCAACGUCCCCUGGAUGCCCCUCUACCGCUCCCUCGCCUCCCUGCUCGCCUCCUGGGUAGCCUUGAUCGGCUGGAUCUUCGCCGGCAUGUCGCUUAACCCGGACUAUGUGGUCCCCAUCACGAUCGCGGGGUGGGUGGUGAUUAUUGUGGGCGGGUUGUAUGUGAGCCAUCGGAUGUACCCGGCGAAGUUUAUCAAGGAACGACGGCGGACUAUUGGCGCGAUCUUCAAGCUUUUUAGGGCUUUCAAGUAAUGUGCAAGGGGAAGCGAUGGGGAAUCUUGGAGCUUUAGGAUUCAUGCUGAUGGUUUGAGUUUGGGUAGUGCCGCGAAAUCAGGCUC